This is a messenger RNA of Exophiala spinifera, 1683 nucleotides long. RefSeq lists its product as uncharacterized. NCBI's taxonomy places the organism in Eukaryota, Fungi, Ascomycota, Eurotiomycetes, Chaetothyriales, Herpotrichiellaceae. The transcript is spliced from 3 exons. The record is from RefSeq and is a predicted model, not a curated record. Bases 1 to 1683 code for a protein of 560 amino acids.
AUGGAGCGAAACACCAUUCCUGCGUCGCCAGAGGGUCUCGGCAAGUCUCGGCGAACAUUACCUCCCCUCGCACGCAUUCGAUUCAAUAAAGAGGAGGCACUCAAGAACCCUGAACAAAAGUCCCCAGAUGAGUUCUCGAAACCACCAACACAACUAAGCCACUACGAACGACUGCGAUUGCCCGGCGGCCCCGGAUCUGGCACUCCUUUGCUUCCAACUCCAAACGCGCUAGAUACCUGGGCUUCUCUACAGAGACACACAGAGAAUUGCAUGAAAUUUCUCACGCCUGAAAUGUCUUCAACUCCGGGCAGGGAGAGAAAGUCCUUCCAACCCAGACUUCAGGCUCCUCCAGGAAGCGAAGAUGGAAGCGAAGUUGAUCCCCAAAACCCUUACCCUCCGAAAGGAAACGCGUUGGUGCGGAAUCCCUUCACUGGAAAACUCGAGAGGAGAGAAGGACUCGAAACUAGAUACCAAUCUCAAAAGGAAGCGUGGGAGAAGAAACAGCGCGAGAAGAUGCAAGAGCUAGAAGCAAGAGCCCCGACAGAGCGCGAAACUCCUAAUCUUGCGGACAAUGACAAAGACACCAACGGCAAUACAACUGAAGCUGGAAAUGCCAAUGUCCUCGAGCAUACCACCGGUAUCCAAAAGAAGGAAGACGACUCUCCGAGCCACGACGCACCAAAUGAUGCCGAUCUCAAACCUGUCAUGACCACUGAGCAUGUAGGAAAUCCCAACGUCCAGAUACAGGUCCAUGGUGAUGGUGAUGUCCCUAAAGCUGGAAAUGCCAAUGUCCUCGAGCAAAUCGCUGGUCUCCAAGAAAAAGAAGACGACUCUUCGAGCCACGACGAAGCAAAUAAUGCCGAUCUCAAACCUAUCAUGACCACUGAGCGUAUCGGAUAUCCCAGCGUUCAGAUCCAGGCCCAUGGUGAUGAUGAUGUCCACAACGGCGACGCUUCAACCAGCCCUGCAAGCGAUCCUGUCCACCCACCUACUACCACCACUGAAGUCCCAAAAAUCACUAUCACCAGCUCUGACGACGAUGAGGGCAGUGACACCGACACGGUCGCCGCCAGUGAUAUGCAGGAAGACGACGACCGCACCCGCACCCACACCGGCCAAGACUUUGUCGCGGCUACCCACCACAUUCCCAUCGAUGAGAUGUUGGUUCGCGAAUUCGGCAACCGCCAUAUCUGGCUUCAAGUCCACCAGGACGCCGUGACUCAGUGGGCGCUCAAGCGCAAACUCGUCCUCGUCCUCCUCUGCCAGCUGGCCUGCCUGCACAACCACGCGGCCCCGAGGAUCCAGGAGCGCCAGCGUCUCCUCGUCGGCAAGCCGCUGCUCAUGGUCAUCAACCACUUGGCGUGGGUCCGAUACGUUGAUCGCUUCCCCGUCUUCACCGAACGAGUCAUGAAGUACGUCGCGUGGCUCGAGCUGCUGGAGAGCGAGUACGCACGGGGCGUACCGCACUGGGACAUGUUCUGGUCCGCGGUUGAGCGCCGCGUGGCCCCCGACGAGGGCGUCCUCGAGGCGCUCAACCGGCUCAACGACAAGAGGUUGUUCCUCCACGGAAAGAUCCUCCUGGAGGAACACGUCGUCGGGGAUCUCACCUCUGAGAUCGAGAACACUCCAACCUGGAUGGAGUGGGCCGAGGCAGAGGCCGAGGCAGCCGCAGACGAGGAGUAG